AUGGCAAAACUCACUGAUGAUGCUGACUACGAUGCCGGCGAAGAGUUUGAUAAUGUACCAAGUCCACUGUCUGAUGCUGGGAAUCAUGACAACUACUAUGGCAGACGGCUUUGGACUAGGUGCGUUCUACUAAGUCCCCUUGACAACAAGACCAAGUUGCGACAAUGA
Molecule: messenger RNA, 168 nt
Organism: Protopolystoma xenopodis
Lineage: Eukaryota; Metazoa; Platyhelminthes; Monogenea; Polystomatidea; Polystomatidae
Source: the annotation of a GenBank genome assembly